AGAAGUCCCUUCAUCCCUCUCUCAAACACUCCUCCAACACAAGGACUCUCUCUUUCCUCAAGAUGACGGCGGGGUUGUGUGUGUGUGUUCUGUUGGUGGUCCUGUCCACUAGCUGUUUGGGACGACCCCAGUCCUCUCCCCCCCUCCAAGAGGGCGGCCCUGCCAUGCCCCCUUCCUCUGAAGCACGUCUUGAAGCCUACGCCCACUUCCUCUCCAAGCCACGCCUCAGACAGACACGCUCCGCCCCUUUGGACAAUACCGUCCCAUAUACGGCAGAAGAAGAUGGAGACUCCAGAGCCAACCUCAGUGAACUGUUGGCUAGACUCAUCUCUUCACGGAAAGGUUCUAUCCGUAAGAACUCAACAGUGAACAGCAGAGCUAGCGGUCUCAGUGCUAACCACCGGAUAAAAGACCGAGACUACAACGGGUGGAUGGACUUCGGCCGCCGCAGUGCAGAAGAGUACGAGUACGAGUACUCCUUGUAAAAAAGUAGUCACUCUCUACAAGAAAACAACAAACUCAGUCACUGUCCCGCGAUAAGAGUAUAUUUAUUCUGUAUUUGUUUGUAAACACUAGAUGAUGCAAUAUAUACAUAUGCCAAAUGUUUCAGGAAAUCUUUCAAGUUCUGGUUUUCUUUCCUGGUUUUCUGUCUGUUUAUGGUUUUGGAGGGAAUUGAAUGGAAUGAAAAAAGGUCAGGUGUUAAUGGAAAAAUAUAUAUGAUGUCAUGAGAUUAACUUGGAUCAAUAAAAGUGAAAAAUGAA
This is a messenger RNA of Salmo salar (Atlantic salmon), 761 nucleotides long. It is a transcript of the gene cckb, whose product is annotated as cholecystokinin b. NCBI's taxonomy places the organism in Eukaryota, Metazoa, Chordata, Actinopteri, Salmoniformes, Salmonidae. The record is from RefSeq and is marked provisional. Gene Ontology annotation, biological process: digestion. Gene Ontology annotation, cellular component: extracellular region; axon. Gene Ontology annotation, molecular function: neuropeptide hormone activity.